AUAUGUUUUAAGCUACCCAUUUCUAGUGCCCACUAUAGUGAAUGACUUGCCCAAAGUAAUAGACUCAAUUAAUUGUUGAUGAAUUGUGUAUACUGUAUUAUUACUUUCGUUCCUUUUCAGUUGGAUGAUAUGGCAUAAAUUUUGAAUAUUACCUCCCUAAAAAAAGGAUUCUAUUGUAGCUGAAGAUGUAAAUACAAAUAUGAGUAAUUGAGUUCCAUAAAUAUAAACAGCUAAGAGAAGAUAAUAUGUAGUAUUUUUAAUGAUUCUAUUUGUAUGAAAAUAUGUAUCAUGCAGAUGAAAUUCACACUUCUGCAGACAUAUAGGUAGGCUCAAGUUCCAGUAGUUCACUUGUAAACCAAUUGCCUUUAGGGAAAAAGUAUUCUAAGUUUGUUACAGAGGUUUGCAUCUGGCCCUUUGAAACCAAUUUAACCCAUUCUGCAGUAGGAUUUAUAGAAUAUUGUAGUUUUUGCUUUUUUCAGUGGGAAAGUCUACCUGAAUCUCAGCAUUGGGACUAUCUUCUCCUUUUUCUCAGCAGCACCAUCCUCUGAAAAGAUACCUCUAGCUGGAACACUUUUCCUCAACCCUUGAAAGAGACUGUGGCAAGAGGGCUGAAUCCCUAGAGCCAUGACUGUUGGCAUGAGGGCCUUUUCUAAGUCCUUUGGGAGCAACCUGCGCCCUUCCUUCUUCCAUGAUUAUAGUAGCAGUUUAUUGUCCUGUGAUAGCUGCUGUUUUCAUUGUUCUGAAGAUGGUUAACUAUCGACUACACAGAGCUCUGGAUGCUGGAGAAGUUGUAGAUAGGAGUGCAAAUGAGUUCUCAGAUCAGCCAGCCAAAGCUGAACAAGGCAACUGUUCAACCAGGAGAAAAGAUAGCAAUGAACCAAGAUGGGGAAAUUAAGGCAUAAAGGUAGUCCCUGAAUAUUGUGUAUUGCUUACUGCAGUAGACCACUUUGCCUCUGUGAGAAUUGUAAACUACUAUACUUUCCAGUGAUCCUGGUGGAGGGAUUGAAAUGUCUGAGUUCAUUCGAGAGGCCACACCCCCAGUUGGUUGCAGUUCAAGAAAUUCCUAUGCUGGUCUAGAUCCAGGCAAUCAGAUUGGAUCUGGUUCCUCUCGUCUUGGAACAGCAGCAACUAUUAAAGGAGAUACAGACACUGCUAAGACUUCUGAUGAUAUCAGUUUAAGUUUGGGCCAGAGCUCUAGUCUUUGUAAGGAAGGAAGUGAAGAACAAGAUUUGGCAACCGAUCGGAAGCUCUUCCGUCUGGUCUCCAAUGACUCCUUCGUCUCCAUUCAGCCUUCCUUAUCUUCUUGUGGACAGGACUUACCAAGAGACCUCAGUGACAAAGUGAGUCUGCCAAGUCAUAGCCACCACCACGUCGAUCAGUCCCUGUCCAGUGCCUGUGACACAGAAGUGGCUUCUCUCGUACCUUUACAUUCACACUCUUACAGGAAAGAUCACCGGCCACGAGGUGUACCACGGACUUCUAGCUCUGCUGUGGCUUUUCCAGACCCUUCACUGAAUGACUUCCCUCUCUAUCAGCAAAGACGUGGGCUAGAUCCAGUUAGUGAGUUAGAAUCUUCCAAGCCUCAUUCUGGAUCCAAAGAAUCCUUGGUGGAAAAUUCUUGUUUAUCUGGAGAAUUUCAGCUUGUUGGUGACCUGAAGAACAACAAUUCUCAGCCACCCACAAAAAGUGGGAAAAGCAAAGCUUUGAAAGCAGACAAAAGUGUGGACAGUUUGAGGAGCCUGAGCACACGGAGUAGUGGGUCAACAGAAAGCUAUUGUAGUGGAACAGACCGUGACACUAACAGUACUGUCAGCAGCUAUAAGAGUGAACAGACCAGCUCAACUCACAUAGAGACCGUCUUGUCAGAGCAUGAGGAGUCUCCUAAAGUAAAAAAGAAAAGUUGUAGGAAAAAAGAGUGCUGUGUUGACCCAGAGGAAAAGAGUUGUUGUACCAGUGACAAAAGGACUAGUAAUGAAAAGACUGCCUUGGAACUGAGUUCAAACAGUGCAGUUCAAGAGGCCAAGGAUUCUAAUACCUCUGAUGAGAGGCACAACCCGAGAGGUCUCAGCACCUCUGCAUCCGAAGAAGCCAAUAAAAAUCCCCAUGCAAAUGAAUUUAUGUCCCAAGGGGACAGACCACUUGGGAAAACUGCUGAAAAAAAAGAAGAGCAGAGUGAUAAGUCACCUGUUUCAAUGGAUUCAAAAAUUUGUAAAGAUGUUGGUGGAAAGCAAAAGGAAGGGGAUGUACGACCUAAGUCUUCUAGUUUAAUCCACCGGACAGCCUCUGCCCACAAGUCAGGCAGGAGACGGACAGGAAAAAAACGGGCCAGCAGUUUUGAUGCAAGUCGACAUAGGGACUAUGUUUCUUUUCGAGGUGUUUCUGGUACUAAACCACAUAGUGCUAUAUUUUGUCCUGAUGAGGACUCAAGUGAUCAAAGUGACUUGAGUAGAACAUCAAGCAUUCAGUCUGCUCACCAAUUCAGCAGUGAUAGCUCUUCUAGCACCACUUCUCAUUCAUGUCAGUCUCCUGACGGCAGAUAUAGUGCUCUAAAGACCAAACACAUUCAUAAAGAAAGGGGCACAGACCCUGAACACACACACAAGGCUCAUCUGGGUCCUGAAGGAACUGGCAAAAAGCGGGCAACCCGACGGACUUCCAGCACGAAUAGUACCAAGACUCGUGCCCGAGUGUUGAGCCUGGACAGUGGCACGGUAGCAUGUUUGAAUGACUCAAAUAGGCUAAUGGCACCUGAAAGUAUAAAGCCAUUAACCACCUCAAAAUCAGAUCUUGAGGCCAAAGAGGGAGAGGUGCUAGAUGAGCUAUCUUUAUUGGGAAGGGCUUCCCAGUUAGAGACAGUCACUCGAUCUAGGAAUAGCUUGCCAAACCAGGUUGCAUUUCCUGAAGGGGAAGAACAGGAUGCAGUCAGUGGAGCAGCACAGGCCAGCGAGGAGGCGGUGUCAUUUCGCCGUGAACGCAGCACAUUUAGGCGCCAGGCAGUUCGGCGCCGGCACAAUGCAGGGAGUAACCCUACCCCUCCUACAUUGCUCAUCGGAUCACCCCUAAGCCUUCAAGAUGGUCAACAAGGCCAGCAGUCCACAGUCCAGGUCAAAGUCCAGUCCCGCCCCCCUUCCCAGGCUGCAGUGCUCAGUGCUAGUGCCUCCUUGCUGGUGAGAAAUGGGAGUGUCCACUUAGAAGCAUCACAUGACAAUGCAUCUGCUGUAGGCGGUAGCAGUUUGCACGAUGAACUUGGUAAGUUCUCUUCUACGCUCUAUGAGACUGGUGGCUGCGAUAUGUCACUUGUGAAUUUUGAACCAGCAGCAAGAAGAGCAUCCAUUGUCUGUGACACAGAUUCUCAUGUAUCCAGUUCUACCUCAGUUCGAUUCUAUCCACAUGAUGUGCUCUCUCUUCCACAGAUUCGAUUGAAUAGACUAUUGACCAUUGAUACAGAUUUGUUGGAGCAACAAGACAUUGAUCUAAGCCCUGACUUGGCAGCUCCUUAUGGUCCAACAGAAGAUGCUGCCCAAAAGAUUAAACACUAUUACCGCUUUUGGAUCCUGCCCCAACUAUGGAUUGGCAUCAAUUUUGAUAGACUCACACUUUUGGCCCUGUUUGAUCGAAAUCGUGAGAUCCUGGAAAAUGUGUUAGCUGUCAUCCUGGCUAUUCUUGUAGCUUUUUUGGGCUCUGUUCUUCUCAUACAAGGCUUUUUCAGAGACAUCUGGGUCUUCCAGUUCUGCCUGGUGAUUGCCAGCUGUCAGUACUCACUACUUAAGAGUGUUCAACCAGAUUCUUCUUCUCCCAGACAUGGUCAUAAUCGUAUCAUUGCUUACAGUAGACCAGUUUAUUUCUGCUUAUGUUGUGGCCUUAUUUGGCUCUUGGAUUAUGGUAGCAAAAACCUUACUACUACCAAGUUCAAAUUAUAUGGAAUAACUUUCACCAAUCCACUGGUGCUCAUAUCAGCCAGGGAUUUGGUUAUAGUGUUUACACUCUGUUUCCCAAUAGUAUUUUUCAUUGGUCUCCUGCCUCAGGUGAAUACGUUUGUAAUGUACCUUUGUGAACAACUGGAUAUUCAUGUCUUUGGUGGUAACGCCACCACAAGCCUGCUUGCAGCACUUUACAGUUUCAUAUGUAGCAUUAUGGCAGUAGCCUUACUAUAUGGAUUGUGUUAUGGAGCGCUAAAGGAUUCUUGGGAUGGCCAACAUAUUCCAGUACUUUUCUCUAUUUUUUGUGGUUUGUUAGUGGCAAUAUCCUAUCAUCUCAGCCGACAAAGUAGUGAUCCAUCUGUGCUUUUGUCUUUGGUACAAUCUAAGAUUUUUCCAAAAACAGAAGAGAAAAAUCCAGAAGACCCUCUGUCUGAAGUAAAAGAUCCAUUGCCUGAAAAACUUAGAAAUUCAGUUAGUGAGCGUUUACAGUCUGACCUAGUAGUGUGCAUUGUGAUUGGUGUGCUGUAUUUUGCCAUUCACGUAAGCACAGUAUUCACAGUAUUGCAGCCUGCUCUCAAGUAUGUGUUGUAUGCAUUGGUGGCCUUUGUGGGUUUUGUAACCCAUUACUUGCUGCCUCAGGUUAGAAAACAGCUACCAUGGCACUGUUUUUCUCAUCCUCUGCUGAAGACAAUGGAGUAUAAUCAAUAUGAGGUCCGAAAUGCAGCCACUGUGAUGUGGUUUGAGAAACUUCAUGUGUGGCUUCUUUUUGUGGAGAAGAAUAUCAUUUAUCCAUUGAUUGUUCUCAAUGAACUUAGUAGCAGCGCAGAGACAAUUGCUAGUCCCAAAAAACUGGAUACAGAAUUAGGUGCUUUAAUGAUCACCAUUGCUGGUCUGAAGUUGUUACGAUCCUCUUUUAGCAGCCCUACAUAUCAGUAUAUCACAGUCAUCUUUACUGUGCUCUUUUUCAAAUUUGACUACGAAGCUUUCUCAGAGACCAUGCUAUUGGAUCUCUUCUUCAUGUCCAUACUCUUCAGCAAGCUUUGGGAACUCCUUUAUAAAUUACAAUUUGUGUAUACUUACAUUGCCCCAUGGCAGAUUACUUGGGGUUCUGCUUUCCAUGCUUUUGCUCAGCCCUUUGCAGUGCCCCACUCGGCCAUGUUGUUUAUUCAGGCUGCUGUCUCGGCCUUCUUUUCUACCCCACUAAACCCUUUCCUGGGAAGUGCGAUAUUCAUCACUUCGUAUGUUCGACCUGUGAAAUUCUGGGAGAGAGACUAUAACACAAAACGAGUGGAUCAUUCAAAUACCAGAUUGGCUUCCCAGCUUGAUAGAAACCCAGGAUCAGAUGACAACAAUCUGAAUUCCAUCUUUUAUGAACAUUUAACUAGAUCCUUACAACACAGUCUAUGUGGUGAUUUGCUGCUAGGACGAUGGGGAAACUACAGUACGGGGGACUGUUUCAUUCUUGCCUCUGAUUACCUCAAUGCAUUAGUUCACCUUAUAGAGAUAGGCAAUGGUCUGGUCACUUUCCAGCUGCGGGGACUUGAAUUCAGAGGGACUUACUGUCAACAACGGGAAGUAGAAGCCAUUACUGAGGGUGUAGAGGAAGAUGAAGGAUUUUGCUGCUGUGAACCCGGCCAUAUUCCUCAUGUGCUUUCAUUUAAUGCUGCAUUUAGCCAGCGUUGGUUAGCCUGGGAAGUAAUAGUCACUAAGUAUAUUUUGGAGGGUUAUAGUAUCACUGACAAUAGUGCUGCUUCUAUGCUUCAAGUCUUCGAUCUUCGGAAAGUACUCACCACUUACUAUGUUAAGGGUAUCAUUUAUUAUGUUACAACCUCCUCUAAGUUAGAAGAAUGGCUAGCUAAUGAGACAAUGCAGGAAGGACUUCGUCUGUGUGCAGAUCGAAAUUAUGUUGAUGUGGACCCAACCUUUAAUCCAAACAUUGAUGAAGACUAUGACCAUCGACUUGCAGGCAUAUCCAGGGAGAGUUUCUGUGUGAUUUACCUCAACUGGAUAGAGUACUGCUCCUCCCGAAGAGCAAAGCCACUGGAUGUGGACAAAGAUUCAUCCCUGGUGACUCUUUGUUAUGGACUCUGUGUUCUGGGACGGAGAGCUCUGGGGACUGCAUCCCACCAUAUGUCCAGUAAUUUAGAGUCAUUCCUCUAUGGAUUGCAUGCCCUAUUUAAGGGAGAUUUCCGUAUUUCUUCAAUUCGAGAUGAAUGGAUCUUUGCUGACAUGGAAUUGCUAAGAAAAGUAGUAGUUCCUGGAAUCCGUAUGUCUAUUAAACUUCAUCAGGAUCACUUCACUUCUCCAGAUGAGUAUGAUGACCCUACUGUGCUCUAUGAAGCUAUUGUAUCUCAUGAACAAAAUCUCGUAAUAGCUCAUGAAGGAGAUCCCGCAUGGCGGAGUGCAGUACUUGCUAACUCUCCCUCCUUACUUGCUUUGCGGCAUGUCAUGGAUGAUGGCACCAAUGAAUAUAAAAUCAUCAUGCUCAACAGACGCUACCUUAGCUUCAGGGUCAUUAAAGUGAAUAAGGAAUGUGUCCGAGGUCUUUGGGCAGGACAACAGCAAGAGCUUGUUUUUCUACGUAACCGUAACCCAGAGAGAGGCAGCAUCCAAAAUGCAAAGCAAGCUUUGAGAAACAUGAUAAACUCAUCUUGUGAUCAACCUAUUGGCUACCCAAUCUUUGUCUCACCCCUGACAACUUCUUACUCUGACAGCCAUGAACAGCUUAAGGACAUUCUUGGGGGGCCUAUCAGCUUGGGAAAUAUCAGAAACUUCAUAGUGUCAACCUGGCACAGGUUAAGGAAAGGUUGUGGAGCUGGGUGUAACAGUGGUGGCAAUAUUGAAGAUUCUGAUACUGGAGGUGGGACUUCCUGUACUAGUAACAAUGUAACAACUGCCAAUGAUCCCCACAGCAAUGUGUCCCAAGGAAGCACUGGAAAUCCAGGUCAAGGAGCAGGACUCCAUCCGCCUGUCACAUCUUCUCCUCCAACACUAGGCACUAGCCACAGCUCUCACUCUGUACAGUCAAGCCUGGUCAGACAGUCCCCUGCUCGGGCCUCUGUAGCCAGCCAAUCCUCCUACUGCUAUAAUAGCCGGCAUUCUUCUCUCCGGAUGUCCACUACGGGAUUUGUGCCUUGUCGGCGCUCUUCCACCAGUCAGAUAUCGCUCAGAAACUUACCAUCUUCCAUUCAGUCCCGCCUCUCUAUGGUCAAUCAGAUGGAACCCUGCAGUCAGAGUGGCAUGGCCUGUGUACAGCAUGGCCUGCCUUCUUCCAGCAGCUCCAGCCAAAGUAUCCCAGCCUGCAAGCAUCAUGCUCUCGUGGGGUUUCUUGGGACAGAUGGAGGUCAGAGUAGUGCCAUUGAUGUGCAGCCAGGCAACAACUUAAGUCCUGCCAAUAAUUCACAUGCCAAAAAGGGAGAAGUGAUUUACAGAGUUCAAAUUGUGGAUCCCAGUCAAAUUUUGGAUGGUAUUAACCUCUCAAAAAGGAAAGAGCUGCAGUGGCCAGAUGAGGGAAUUCGGUUAAAAGCUGGGAGAAACAGUUGGAAGGACUGGAGUCCUCAGGAAGGCAUGGAAGGCCAUGUGAUUCACCGUUGGGUGCCUUGCAGCAGAGAUCCAGGUACUAGAUCCCACAUCGAUAAGGCAGUACUUCUGGUCCAGAUUGAUGACAAAUACGUGACUAUAAUUGAAACUGGGGUACUAGAACUUGGGGCUGAAGUGUGACCCCGUGUUGUAGAACUACAUUUCUUUUCCCUCUCAAUGCCAAGACAUUGGAAAAAGAGAGGAGAGAGCAGAAGAUGCCUGCAGAUAUUCACCUUAAUCCUAUAUGGGAGAAACUUGAAAAUAGAGUGGUCUUGGUUAAGCGCCCUUCGCCCAGACUCCUGCUACUGUCUCCAUCUCCAAAUAAAGCUGAAAUAUUUUUUUAAGUUAGCUGCCAAGGAAACAUUUUGCACGAAGGAUAAAGUUCUGUUAAAAUACAUCCUUGAAAAAAGUUUUUUCCUAUGCUUUAAAUCAACAGCUCUUCAUUUCUGAACUAUGAUCUCAUGUUUUUCUAAUUUCUUUGCCAAAAAUAGUUGCCAUGUUUUGUCAUAGAACUUGAAAUCCAUUUACCUUAAUUUUUAAAAGCAGACCAGUAUGCAAACCUUCAGUUUGACAUAUAGCAGUAUAAAAGUUUAAUGUACAGUGAAAGAGACUAUGAACAGACAUAGAUUUAUCUUAUUCCUUGAGCGCUAAAAACUUCAAUGAAAAAAAAACUGCACUAAUUUUUUACUAUAAUGCACUAAAGUCUGAGAUUGCUCAGAACAUUUAUUUAUAUAUAAAAAAUAAAAUACCAUUAUUUAAAUUGCCUUUGGGAUUAACCCCUUUCCUUAUAAAUCUAGGUAGCAGGACCUAUGCUGCUCUUUUUUCUGUUAGUAGUCUAUACUUCAUGCCGGUAAAUUGGAUGUUUUCUUAAAAAUGAAUACUAAAUCUCAAGAUAUAUAUAGCUUAGCCUCAUUGUUGACAUUUCCGAGAGCCAAUAGUCAGUGAAUUGUUCGUGUGAACACUACUGCCAGCUACUGUGUCCGCAUUUCAGGUGAGCUCCAGCACAGACAAGAGCUUUUACCCCAGGUGCUUUGCUCCUCUCCACUGGGGCAAGCUCUACUAGGAAAAAAUACUUUUGCUUUUCAAAGAAGGAGAAGAUAAAUGUCCCAGGAAUUUAAAGAAAGGAUUGCCACUUACUUUAAGAGACUUAGGUCUUGAAGUUAUCUACUUGCAGUUGAGUUAAUUAAGUAAAAUUUUUUCCAGACAUAGUUAUCCAAAUGGUGCGGUUAUUAUUAUAAUAUCCCUCUUCAAUAAUGUCACCUGUUAUUUUCCUCCUCUUGUCUUUUCUAUUACUUGAAUUUUAUUUCCUGUACAUUAUAAUGUGUAUCUGAAAUUUGAAAUAUUUAUAUUUUUUGUCUCAUAACUUAAAUGUUAUUGGUUUUUUUAAAUGUGUGGAUUCAGGAAAAUAUGUAACUCAGAUUUACAAUUGGAUUAGGUGGGAGCUGCAAUUUAGAUUUAAUUUGCAACUUUUUGCAUUUUAAAAAUUCCCUAAGAGAAUGUUCUUUUUUGAAACUCCAAAGAAGAUUGUACAUCUCUCUUAUCUGAGCAUUUAGAAGCAGCCAUCAUUCUACAACCCACCCACCCCUGAAUAGAAACUUAAAAAGAAGCAGGUGGGCUUAAUUUUAAUAAUAUGUAUCAUUUAACACAGUAUAUCCAAAAUAUUACUAUUUCAACUUUUGGCACCAGCCAUAUUUCAAGAACUCAGGAGCCACAUGUGGGUAGUGGCUAUUUAUUGGAUAGCACAGGUUUGAAGUAUAUUUUGAAAGGUACCAAGAGAGAAGCUGUUUUUCCUACUAAUGCUGACAUCAUCCUCACAGUCUAGCAUAACAUUACAGUAGAGGAAUGAAAACUAAGUAAAGAGCUAAUAUACAGUAUCUUAUUACAUUGCCAUUCUUAAACCUAUUUUUUUCUCUUUUUCUAAAAGGUUUUGGAGAUUUGAGGUGGUUCAAUAACCAGGGCGCCUCAUGGUGACUUUUCCAUAGACUUCACACUUUGCAAAAAUUUACUGCUUAAAAACUGCAUGUUUGACAAAUGACUUACUGAACCUUUGUACAAAGGUACCCUUUCUAAAUUGACCAUUUAGAAAUGUAUUUUCCUGACAGUCAUUAUAUUAAAUCUGUAUUUGCCUCAAAUUGGCAAAUCUAUAAUAUGUCCAUUAAAGAUGAAUUUUUUUUAUUUGAAACUGAAUAUAUGAUCUUUCUAUAUAUAUUUUUUGAAAUUUCUCAAAGGAAUUAUCCUCCCUGCUGCUUGUUCCCUUUCUGAAUAAUUGUGAUUCCUUUGUGGUCAUUGCCUAGAUGAGUAGUAAGUGGAACCUUUUCAGUCUUAGAUGGAAGAUAAUUCAUUUCCCCACAAAGAAUUAAAAAAUCUGAAUUUCAGUUUCAGUUUCAAUCACAAGGGCUAGAAUUAUUUUUAGUCCUAGCAAAAACAACCAAAAAAUUAAACACAUCGCAUACUUGGCAAAGUCAUAUCUCAGUGCAUGGCUGGCUAGAUUUUAUAUGUAACAUAUUUUUUUAUUUUGGGUAGCAAUUAGUGGGCAAUUUUUCAAAACAAGUAGGAUUUUGUUGUCAUAUAGUCCUUUAACAGUAUAAGUGAGUUUGUGAAUUAGGAACCCUAACAGAAGCACCGUUCCUAUUGUUAAGUCUAAAACUGAUGGUCUUUUUAAAAACCAUAGCACUUCUAAUUUCACCAGAGGAUAUCAUGUCUGAAGAAUAAUUUGAUCUUAAGUAUUCCACCUAGCAAUAUACACAUUUUCAUUAAUUAAAUUGAUCAUACAUUUCUUUUUUUUUCUUUUGAGAAUAGUGAUUCUCUGCUUAACCUUUUUUUCUGUUUUCAUUAGUGUACAAGACUGCAGCUUACAUUAAUAUCUUUUAUGUAUUUUGCAUUUCAGAGUUUUCAAUUUAGUUCAUAAUUGCCAAGACUUUUAGAGUCCCAUAAUUUGAAAUUAAAAGUGAGUAAUUGAAACACUAGCUUAUUUCCUUAAAAUAGAGUUGCAAUUUUGAUAUGUUUUUGUUUUGUUCUUGUUUCAUUAUGAGGUCUUCCCCCUUUUGAGGACAAUCCUGGAAUGAGUUAUAAAUUACUUUUUUUUCUUUUUUUCCUCUCAUUCAGUGACAUACACAAAAAAACAUUUUAUAACUCCAAAUUAAGCUUUUGGCUAAUCUCUCAGCUUAUGAUUUGGUGUAAGUACUCUUUUAUACCAUUUUCAAUAUUUUAUAUAAACUUUAAAUGUUGAAUUUUUGCUAAAUGUUGAUAUUUGCAGACUUGGGAACGUAGGUGGUGAGGCUGUAUAUUUUUUAAGGUAAGAGGAGGUUACUUUUCAGGAAGUUAGUGAACUAACUUAAUCAGUGAUCUGCCUUUUUUGGAUUUCCAUUAUUGGAAGAUAGAAUUCCAUUUGAUUUGCAGUAUUUUUAAAAGUGUUUCAAGCAUAGCUGAGAAUUCACUAAUCCUUGAAACAGAAGUAGUCAGACAAUAUUUUAUUGUUAGUGGAAAAUCAUUCUUUAUACCAAAUACCAGGCAAUGAAAAUGCAAGGUUUUAUGUAGGAAACCAUAGCUUACUGAAAAGGAUGUAUUUUUUCUCUUUAUUUGGUUUAUUUUUCCACCUCAUGUCAAAGUAUCUUUAAAAGCCUCACAUCUGAGUAAGAGUAACUUAACCUUAGCAAAUACCACUUUGCUUCUAAGCAGCAUCCCUCUGCCUCUGCUUAGAAAUUUUCACCUGGUAGAUCACUGCAUUGAGUCAUUCCACCAUAACUGGGACUUUCAAGCUUAUGGUUUUCCCAUAGUCAAAAACUGUCUUUUCUUCUUAGCUCAUUUUCAAGCAUAUUUCCUCCUAAAUAAAUCUGUGGCUUGAGGAAAAGAUAGCAUAGUAAUUUUAUGUGAGAAUUCUUCUAGUCUAUGUUUGCUAGCUACUAAACCACAGAUUGUUGAUUACUUUUGUAUUUAUUUUAAUUACUUUUUCUUGAGUAUGGACAAAGCCCUUACUGGUUUUUUAUUUUUUUUAAGUCUUCACUGUUCAUCCCCAUUCUUUAUUAUUUUGUAAUGUAAUCAGAAAAAAAUUACUUCAUCUGAACAGAGACCCAGUUAAUUUUUUACUUUGGUAAUGACACAUUGUUCAGAUAAGGUAUAAAAGAUACCAUUUUUUAUUCUAGAGUCUUUCCUUUAAUUCCAAGAUGACUGGAGAAAAUCAUUUCAAUCACGGCUAAGAUGGUUACAUGGAACUUGACUUAAUUUACUAGUAGGUCAUGAGACUUCAAACUUUCUGGUUUAGUCUUAUAUAGAAAUAGGGAUUUGAUCUGGAGAAAGAGGAAAACUAGAUACGAUCAUGUAUUUAGGCAGCAUAAAUUGUAUUAUUAUGUUUGAGAUGUAUAGCUUUUUUUUAUAAGUGUUGAAGAACCAGUCUCUCUUUUCUUUUUUUCUCUUUUAAAAAAAAGAAUUCUGGUUGAUAUGUACCCAGAACUUCUCAUUCUAAACUUGCUACAUAUUUAGGAAAGAACUGAUUGGACAGAAAUUGAUUGUAUAAGUACAUCUGGUAGGAUAUGAGUAGAGUAUUAAUUUUGCUUGAAACAAGUAUAUUUCAUGCUUUGAAUCACCUAACCAGAGUCAUCUGCCAAGAAUUUGUGUGAUAACCAUUUUUCUGUAUUAUCUAGUAAGUCACUGAAUUUGGGUAGCUUGGUGAGCUGAACUUAACAUUAUCUGCCAUUUUAUGGAAGCAGCAUAACAUUCUUUGGGGGAACCAGAGAUGAUCAUCACCACAGGGCUAUAUGACAGCUUUGUUCUAAGACUUUUAUACCUAUUAUAUAGGGUCAUACCUGUUUUUUUUAUGCCUCAGCUCUGUACCUGACAAUUAUGAUUCAGUGGAGCCAAGUGAGAAGGAACAAAAGUUACCAAACACGGUGGUGAGAAUGAAUUCCUUGGCAUUGUUUACACAGAUGAGGUUUGAUACCCUGGAAUUUAAAACAGAGUAAUAGAGAAUGAGUUGCUGCUCCAGUGGCUCUUGGGUUUAGUGUACUUGUGGUUGGUUGUACAAGAUUUUUUUUUUUUUUUUUUUCAAGAAACUUGAUUCUACAACCAAAAUAAUAGAAAUGGGGAAAAAUCAUGUCUGCUUAUGCGUUUUAAAAGCUUAUAGUUAAGUAAAAAUAAAUUGUAAAAACUGAUUACCUUAACGUUAUACAAGACUGGCAGUGAGCUCUGUAUGAGGAAAUGGAAGGAGAAAUAUUAAAAAUGACUAUAGGAAGGUAGGUGUGAGGAAGGAAAAGUUUACCUUUUCUGAUCAUGGGCUCUGAAAACUUCAUUGUCUCUACCAGCUUUCAGUUAUAAACCAGAGAUAAGGAUAUAUGUACUCGAGCGGGUCUGUGAGUGUGUGUGUGUCUGAGAGUAUUUUAUUCUAAACAGCUUGUAAAUAUUGUAGUUGUUUAAAAUGGAAAAUAAAAGUUGAGAUUUUUUUUUUUUUGCAAAUAUAUUGCAUCAAAAACACAGUAUUAACAGUGGUUAAAACAAAACACUGAGGAAAUAAAAAUUUUUUCAUUUUG
Messenger RNA from Choloepus didactylus (southern two-toed sloth), 13021 nucleotides. It is a transcript of the gene PCNX1, whose product is annotated as pecanex 1. The coding region runs from base 1008 to 7640 and encodes 2210 amino acids. NCBI's taxonomy places the organism in Eukaryota, Metazoa, Chordata, Mammalia, Pilosa, Megalonychidae. The transcript is spliced from 37 exons. The record is from RefSeq and is a predicted model, not a curated record. Gene Ontology annotation, cellular component: membrane.